CUGGUAGCUCCUGCUGUUCUCAACUCUUCUUAAGCAAAAUACAAUUGUUUACGAAAAAUAGUUGUCCUUUCCUUAACAAUGAAUUCUUUAUGUCGCGUUGCAAGAGGAUUUCGUCCUAUGAGUUUUGCCAAGUCUGGGUUACUAAAUAGAACGUUCAUGAGUUCUUCUGUCUUGAAGGAAGUUCAACAUGUGAAAUCAAUGCAGGAUUAUACUCGACUUGUCAACGAUGACAAAGUCAGUGUUGUGGAUUUUUAUGCCGAUUGGUGUGGACCUUGUAAAUUCCUUAGCCCUUUAUUGGAGAAGUUGAGCAACAGUCAUUCGAAAUCCUCUUUUAUUGCUGUUGAUGCUGACAAAUUCUCUGAGCUUGCCCAGAAAAAUGAGGUAUAUGCACUUCCUACGGUUGUCUUAUUUAAAAAAGGUCAAGAAUUAGACAGAAUUGUAGGAGCUGAUAUUCGGGCAAUUAACGGUCUCCUUGCAAAAUACGAAACCUCAUGAUUCCUUGCUCAAUGACGAACAAUUUUUUUUUUUAUUACUUUUGUUUGCUGGUAAGCCUGGAGUUCUUUACUGAAAUGAAGAUGUUUUUGGAGAUUUUAUGUUACGUUGAAUCUAUUUCUCCUUUAUAAAUUAAAAUUUG
Molecule: messenger RNA, 634 nt
Organism: Schizosaccharomyces cryophilus OY26
Lineage: Eukaryota; Fungi; Ascomycota; Schizosaccharomycetes; Schizosaccharomycetales; Schizosaccharomycetaceae
Product: thioredoxin Trx2
Exons: 2
Coding region: 79-495 (138 amino acids)
Source: RefSeq, a predicted model, not a curated record